This is a messenger RNA of Eruca vesicaria subsp. sativa (arugula), 234 nucleotides long. Lineage: Eukaryota; Viridiplantae; Streptophyta; Magnoliopsida; Brassicales; Brassicaceae. The record is from the annotation of a GenBank genome assembly.
AUGGAUCAUCAUCAUGAUCAUUCCAAUUUUGGCAACAACUAUCUACAGUCUUACCUUGGCCAAUCAACGCUUUAUUGGCCUGGCGAUAUGAAUUUAAGCUACCAUCCAUCAUCUUCUCACGGUUACUACCCUUCAGGCCCGCGGACGAUGAAAUUUUACCAGCAUCAGUAUCCGUAUCCAGGUGGAUAUGGUAUAAUAUGGAUAAUACUAUUGCUUCGUACAGAUGUUAUAUGA